CUCGGACUCCAGAGACAUGGAUUUGAUUCCUGGUGCUGUCACAGACUUGGGGUCUGACCUUGGGCAAGUCACUUCCCAUCUCUGCCUCAGUUUCAGAGUACUGUCAGGGUACAUCCUUUAAUGUUUCUGAAGCUUGUAACUACUCUGAUGGGCUCCUCAGAGCCAGAGAGAGCUGACAGUUCUGGAGAGUUGCUGUCUUUUGGAUUCUCAUAAGUUGGAAUAAAAAAACUCAGGAGUCCUGUCUCCUCCUCCCCCCACCCCUGCUCCCAGAGCUGGGAAUAAAACCCAGGAGACCUGAUUCUCUGGCCUCCUCCCAACCCAUUAGAUUCCACUGUAUUCCCAAACCUGGAAAAAGAACCCAGGAAGCCUGACUCCCAGCCCCCUUUAGACCACUCUCAGCUCCCAAAGCUGGGACUAGAACCCAGGAGUCCUGACCCUGUUAUUCUAACCACUGGUCCCCAGUCCCCUCCCAAAGCCAGGAGUAGAAUCCAGGAGUCUUGAUUCUUGGUGUUAAAUGUAUUUUAUCUGUACAUUUCCCACCCCUCAUGUGUCUGAGAAAGUUGGGCCAUGGAGGGUGUGGGUCAAUGGAAAGAAACCUCCCUGGUUUUUCAGUGUCCUGGUGUGUGGCUGCAACCUGGAUUUAUGGCUUUCUUGGGGGCUGAAAGUGUGGGUGAAUUCUGGUCAGUGAGGGAGUGUGAGUCUGAUCGUAUGUCUCCACACUGUUAGCCUGUGGGACUCAUUGCCACAAGGUCUCAUUGAAACCAAGUUAGAGGGAUUAAUACCAGAACUGGAUGUUGAUCUGAAUAACGAGAACAUCCAGAGCAAGGAUUAAAAUGUCACCUAGGCUUUGGGAAAGAGCAGAAACCCUCAUACUUCAGGGCAAGAGCUCACUCCUGACUAAUUGGGGUCAGGAGGAACUUGCCCUUGUGAUCCACUUAUGUCAUUCCCAAAGGGCUCCUUCACCUGCCUUUCAAGCAGCUGGGCCAGGCUGCUCUGGGAGCUAGGAUACCAGGCUAAAUGGGCCCCCUGGCAUGGUGGUACUUAGGUUCCUCUUCUGGAGGGGAUGUGGUCUCCUUGCCCUGAUGGCUGGAGCAGGAGAUCCAGGAGUUCCCUUCCCUGCUCACCACUGCAAAGCACUUUGCAAGCAGCAAGGAAACAAAGCACACAGCUGCCAACUCGGGUGGGAACAACUGGGGCACAAGAACUCCCUCCCAGUGCCCCGAGGGGAGAGCUGGGAAUAGAACCCAGGCGUCCUGGCUCACAGCUGCCCUGUUCUAAGCCGCUAGACCCUUCCCAGAGCCAGGGAUAAAACCCAGGUGUCCCGAGCGCGCGCCCGCCCCCCCUUCUAACGGACCAUCCAGCAGCAUUCCCCGCCCCGGGCCCUGCACAGCUGGGAUUGGAUGGUGCCUGGCCAAUGGGGGGUACAGAUGAGUUCCCAGAGGGCACAUGCCCUGGGAUGUGCUCACUGGGUGAGCUGGCGCAGCGGGAGCGCCAGGGCCGCCUGCACCGGCUGGAGCUGCGGGAGGGGACGCGGCAGGGUGACCCUGCCCGCGUGGUGAAGGAGUAUUCCCGUCCAGCUGCUGGCAAGGAGCUGCCCCAGCCCCAGGAGCUGCGCCCUGCCCCAGUGCUGCUGGCCACUGUGCGCUACCUGCUGGGCCAGGUGGCGCCACAAGCUGACCUGCCCUCAGCUGAGGUCCAUGCUUUCAUCUCCGACCGGUUGCGUGCUGUGCACCAGGAUGCCACGCUGCAGCGGCUGCAAGGGGCUCCAUGCGUGGCCCUGCUGGAGCGAUCACUGGGCUACCUGCUCCAUGCCGGCUACCAGCUGUGCCAGGAACCUCCUGCCCGCUUCGACCCCCACCUCCAUCGCACCCAGCUCCAGGAGUGCUUCAGCUGGCUGCGGCGCUGCUACCGGGACAGCUGUCAUCACAGGGAGCCAGCCUUCCAGGCCCUUUUCCUCCUCUACAACCUGGGCUUCCCGGAAGCCCUGCGCCAGGUCCUGCAGCUCCCAGACCCUGUCCGGGCCUCCCCUGAACUCCGCACGGCGCUAGCUGUCAACUGGGCUUACCUGGAGCGCAACUGGGCACGGUUUUUCCGCCUGGUGCAGGCCCUGCCCUACCUGCCGAUUUGUGCCCUCCAUCGGCACCUGGGCCCCGCUCGGCGCCUGGCACUGCUCACCUUUAGCCACGGCUUCAGUGCCAGGAACUGUCGCUGCCCUCUGACCUGGCUUGCCCAGCUGCUGGCAGUGGACAGCCCUGAGGAGAUGGCAGAGCUGUGCCGCCAUCAUGGGCUCACGGUGCUGGAUGGAGCCGUGGUCUUCCAGAGAGCAGCUUUCCGGGACCCAGGCAUUCUGGUCCAUGGCCCCUCGCAGCUACUAGUGGACAGUAAACGAGGGGCGGCCCCCCUGCUGGAGGUCAUUGAAGAUGCCUGUAGCUAAUGGUCUGGAGAGACUUGGGGGGUGAGGAUGGGAGCCAGGACUCCUGAGUUCCCGUCCCUGCCUCUGGGAGAGGAGUGAGGUCUAGUUGGCUGGACUGGGAGUCAGGAUUUAUGAGUUUUAUUGCUGGCUCUGGGAAGGGCUCCUGGUUCUCCUCCUUGCAAUGAAAGAGGAAUCAGAUUUAGAGUAAGAGACUGGGAGCCAGGACUGCUGGGUUCUCUUAGUGGCUCGGUCACUGAUUCUCUGUGUGUCACCUCUGCCAAGCCACUCCCUUUGCCUCAUUUUCACCGUGCAUAAAAGGGGGCUAAAGGAAGUAACUUACUUGUGCCUAGUGCAACUGGAUGGUUCUGGGCGAUCUUUGUGUGUUGAUGGGCUCGGCUUCCUGCAUUUGACCCCUUGUGCUGGAUAAUUUGCCUCCCCCCACACACCCCCGCCCUGUGGGUUUGCGAUUCAGGAAGCUGGCUAAGAUCUUGGAGUUUGUGGGAGUCUGAGCUUUGGUGUGAUGGUUUGGGGUCCCCGAUCCACAUGGUGGGGAGCUGUAUGGAAUGGCAGCCAGUGUCCCCUGCCCCAGGUGGGAGGUAGGGGGAGAUGUAGGACACAGCCCAAAGCGCCACUGGAAUUUUGGGGUGUCUGGAGGUAGCAGAAGUCAGUUUUACAAUAAAUGUUGACUUUUAA
This is a messenger RNA of Mauremys reevesii (Reeves's turtle), 3106 nucleotides long. It is a transcript of the gene SAC3D1, whose product is annotated as SAC3 domain containing 1. The record is from RefSeq and is a predicted model, not a curated record. The transcript has 3 exons. Bases 1415 to 2434 code for a protein of 339 amino acids. Gene Ontology annotation, biological process: centrosome duplication; spindle assembly. Gene Ontology annotation, cellular component: centrosome; spindle; nucleus. NCBI's taxonomy places the organism in Eukaryota, Metazoa, Chordata, Testudines, Geoemydidae.